Nomascus leucogenys (northern white-cheeked gibbon) is the source of this 1911-nucleotide messenger RNA. It is a transcript of the gene BCKDK, whose product is annotated as branched chain keto acid dehydrogenase kinase. Lineage: Eukaryota; Metazoa; Chordata; Mammalia; Primates; Hylobatidae. Gene Ontology annotation, molecular function: pyruvate dehydrogenase (acetyl-transferring) kinase activity. The record is from RefSeq and is a predicted model, not a curated record. Gene Ontology annotation, biological process: protein phosphorylation; regulation of glucose metabolic process. Gene Ontology annotation, cellular component: mitochondrion.
GGCGUGGCCUGGAUGCGCGGGCGCCUGGGGCUGCACGUCCUCAGACCAAACUACAACUCCCAGGACCCAGCGGGCGCUGCCGCCCACGCGACGUCACGGCGGCGGAGGCCGCAGGCGGCUGGGCUCCCGGCGAGUGGACUGUUCGAGCCCUUCCACUGGGACCCGGGCCCUGGCUCCGGCCCCGCGAUGGGAGCUGCUCUCCGCGGGCUGAGCCUGUCAGCAUCCUCGACGCACCCUGGUCCCUGAAGUCGGAGAAGAGCCUCUACCCACCCACACCCCCUUGCCCCAUUUUGAGUCGCCUGGGUCCUCAGCCCUAGCGGAUCCUCAGCCCUAGCAGCCACCGGGUCUGAAAGGAGCAGGACGAUGAUCCUGGCGUCGGUGCUGGGGAGCGGUCCCCGGGGCGGGCUUCCGCUCCGGCCACUCCUAGGGCCCGCACUCGCACUCCGGGCCCGCUCGACGUCAGCCACCGACACACACCACGUGGAGAUGGCUCGGGAGCGCUCCAAGACCGUCACCUCCUUUUACAACCAGUCGGCCAUCGACGCGGCAGCGGAGAAGCCCUCAGUCCGCCUCACGCCCACCAUGAUGCUCUACGCUGGCCGCUCUCAGGACGGCAGCCACCUUCUGAAAAGUGCUCGGUACCUGCAGCAAGAACUUCCAGUGAGGAUUGCUCACCGCAUCAAGGGCUUCCGCUGCCUUCCUUUCAUCAUUGGCUGCAACCCCACCAUACUGCACGUGCAUGAGCUAUACAUCCGUGCCUUCCAGAAGCUGACAGACUUCCCUCCGAUCAAGGACCAGGCGGACGAGGCCCAGUACUGCCAGCUAGUGCGACAGCUGCUGGAUGACCACAAGGAUGUGGUGACCCUCUUGGCAGAGGGCCUGCGUGAGAGCCGGAAGCACAUAGAGGAUGAAAAGCUCGUCCGCUACUUCUUGGACAAGACGCUGACUUCGAGGCUUGGAAUCCGCAUGUUGGCCACGCAUCACCUGGCGCUGCAUGAGGACAAGCCUGACUUUGUCGGCAUCAUCUGUACUCGUCUCUCACCAAAGAAGAUUAUUGAGAAGUGGGUGGACUUUGCCAGACGCCUGUGUGAGCACAAGUAUGGCAAUGCGCCCCGUGUCCGCAUCAAUGGCCAUGUGGCUGCCCGGUUCCCCUUCAUCCCUAUGCCACUGGACUACAUCCUGCCGGAGCUGCUCAAGAAUGCCAUGAGAGCCACAAUGGAGAGUCACCUAGACACUCCCUACAAUGUCCCAGAUGUGGUCAUCACCAUCGCCAACAAUGAUGUUGAUCUGAUCAUCAGGAUCUCAGACCGUGGUGGAGGAAUCGCUCACAAAGAUCUGGACCGGGUCAUGGACUACCAUUUCACUACCGCCGAGGCCAGCACACAGGACCCCCGGAUCAGCCCCCUCUUUGGCCACCUGGACAUGCACAGUGGCGCCCAGUCAGGACCCAUGCACGGCUUUGGCUUCGGGUUGCCCACGUCACGGGCCUACGCGGAGUACCUCGGUGGGUCUCUGCAGCUGCAGUCCCUGCAGGGCAUUGGCACGGACGUCUACCUGCGGCUCCGCCACAUCGAUGGCCGGGAGGAAAGCUUCCGGAUCUGACCCCACAGCCUUUGGCCUGCUCGCCCGACCAGCCUGGGCCACAUUCCCUGCAGGACCUCCCGGGUCAGGCAGGGUGGCCCCCUGCUCCACACACUGCUGCAUCUUGUGUCUCAGGGCCCCAGACAGAUGGACUUACAUGGAGCUGGGCACCGCCCCGCCUCAACAGGGUCCACUGCCUCCUCACCUCCAGACCUUGGAGGGGGGACGUGGGCACCCUGAGGCCUCCAGCACCAGCUCCGUCAUUCUCGUUCCUGGGGAACCCCCACUCUGACCUGUUGUUUGUUAUUAAAGUUCACAUUUUGAAUGCCC